GUUUUCCUCUCUCGACCAGAAACGGUCCUGUCCUGGCGUUUCUGAAGUUUCUUCCGAAUCCCACAUGCCCCUCGAAGGCCCCGCGGACUCGCGCCAGCGGGCCGCCGCAUGCGCAGUAGCACGACGUGCUCGGCGAUGAGGAGGGGGAUGAGUUUUCCGUAACCUGAAGCUACAUCCUCCUGAUUCCUUAUUAAAGAAAAAGGCGGGAACUAGUCAAAACCCGCGGAGUGAUGGGACGCUCGGAGCUGCUCGUCCCGCCCGUUUCGGCCUCUCAUUGGUGAAUGUCCGCGGCUCAUGUCAGAGGAGCCCGCCUGAUUGGCUCUCAGGCUCUAGGGGUGCAGCCCUCCAGCGCCGACCCCGCCUCCUCCAGCUGCCGACGUGGGGCGGGCAGCAGCCGGCGUUUGGGAGCCGCCGCCUCUGUGCGGAGCGGGAGGCGGGCAUGGGGGGGCUGCGGCUGCUGGCAGUGGCCCUCACGUGCUGCUGGUGGCCACAGGGCAGCCAGGGUAAGACCCUGCGGGGCAGCUUCAGCAGCACCGUGGCCCAAGACGCCCAGGGCCAGCGCAUCGGCCACUUCGAGUUCCACGGUGACCAUGCUCUUCUGUGUGUCAGAAUCAACAACAUAGCAGUAGCUGUUGGAAAAGAAGCUAAACUCUACCUGUUCCAAGCUCAGGAAUGGCUAAAGCUACAGGAAAGCAGUCAUGGUUAUAGCUGUAGUGAAAAAUUAUCCAAAGCUCAGUUGACAAUGACCAUGAACCAGACUGAACAUAAUCUGACAGUGUCCCAGAUUCCAUCUCCGCAAACAUGGCAUGUGUUUUAUGCAGACAAGUAUACGUGCCAAGAUGACAAGGAGAACUCUCAGGUGGAAGAUAUCCCAUUUGAAAUGGUGUUACUAAACCCAGAUGCUGAAGGGAAUCCAUUUGAUCAUUUUAGUGCUGGAGAAUCCGGGUUACAUGAGUUCUUUUUCCUCCUAGUCCUAGUGUACUUUGUGAUUGCUUGCAUUUAUGCUCAAUCAUUGUGGCAGGCUAUUAAGAAAGGAGGACCCAUGCACAUGAUUUUAAAGGUUCUGACAACUGCAUUGCUGUUACAAGCUGGUUCAGCUUUAGCUAAUUACAUUCAUUUCUCCAGUUACUCCAGAGAUGGAAUAGGGGUACCAUUUAUGGGAAGUUUGGCAGAAUUUUUUGACAUCGCUUCCCAAAUUCAGAUGUUAUACCUACUUUUGAGUCUAUGCAUGGGUUGGACAAUAGUCAGAAUGAAGAAGUCUCAAAGCAGACCUCUUCAGUGGGAUUCUACUCCUGCGUCCACUGGAAUUGCAGUAUUCAUUGUCAUGACACAGAGUAUUUUGCUACUUUGGGAACAGUUUGAAGAUACCAGUCAUCAUAGCUACCAUUCACACCACAACUUAGCAGGGAUCCUCCUAAUCAUUCUAAGAAUUUGCCUAGCAUUGUCAUUAGGCUGUGGACUCUAUCAGAUCAUCACAGUGGAGAGAAGUACGCUCAAAAGGGAGUUCUACAUCACAUUCGCCAAAGGCUGUAUCUUGUGGUUUUUAUGCCAUCCAGUUCUUGCAUGCAUUUCUGUCAUUUUUAGUGACUACCAAAGGGACAAGGUUAUUACAAUAGGCGUUAUCCUUUGCCAGUCCGUUUCCAUGGUUAUUCUCUACAGACUCUUUCUAUCUCACAGUCUAUACUGGGAAGUUUCUUCCCUUUCCUCAGUAACACUACCACUGACCAUAUCAUCUGGACACAAAAGUCGCCCUCAUUUCUGAUACUUGAUUUUUGUUGAGAGGAAAAGUGAAUUGGUUAAAAUUUUGAGUGCAAUAAGGAUCCAAAUACAGUGACUUUUUGUCAUACAUUUGGUGUGAAAACUUGAACAGCGAAAGCAGAGCAUGUUAUUUAUAUAACUGCAUUUAAGCAGUACCAAAACUGAAAAAAAAGGUAAUAAAUGAAAUGUUCUGAAAUGUACUUAAACAGACUUUGAAGAAAGUGUUGUUAUAAAAUGAUUGAAGCAAUUUCUAUAUGGAAAUAAAUGUGAAAAAUAACUAUAUGAUAUUUUGGUAAAAUAUUCACCACUUAUAAUGCCUCAUCUUAAUAGCUAACUCAGGUUUAAUAGUCUUACAAAAAGUAAUCAGUUAAAUGAUUACUUGCUUAUACAUAUCUAAACUAGUCCAGUUAUGAAAUCAGUGUAAUACCCUGAUUUUAAAAAGUGCUGCUUUUUAUGCUUUAAGGAAAAUACAUUUCAUAUUUGAAUUUAAAGGAAUUGAAAUUACUUCAGGAGAUGAAUAUAAAAUAUGUUCACAGUUAAAUGAAUAGGCUUUUGUUUAUAUGGGGGUGGAGUUAUUCUCCAUUUUUUCUGCCAUUUUUGGCUCUAGUUCAGGUCUUAGCUUGAUUAGCAAAGGUUUUUGACAAACAGUUUAUGAAAAAAUAAAACUUAAAUACAUUACAUGGGUUGUAAGGACAAAGGAUUUUAAAAUCUGGGUACUUAGGUGAAGGGACAAGCAGGUUUAUGUGUUUAAAAAGAGAGGAGGGAAAAGGUACUAUGUGAUACAGUACUAAAAUUUUAAUCCCAAUAUAAUUCAUUUCUCUUACAUUGAAUCCCCAAUCAUAAUUAAGCCGUAUACACAGAUUAAAUUAACAGAAGCAUUUCCCAUAAAUGUUGGUUUCAGUCAUCAACUACCCAUGAAUUCCUGCCCAAGGAUACUUAAUCAGGAUUAAAUUUUCUAUGAAUAAUUGAAAAACAAAACACUCACUGGAUUUGUUAUAAUCCGUGUUGGCACUGGAUUCUAAGUAGUUGCCAUCUUGAAUCCUUUGUAAUAAAGCCAUACUUUUGUGUGUGUGUGAUGCCCCAGUAUUGAGUAUGCUAGCUAAAAAAUAUCAAGUGCCUGAUUAAAGAAUUGCUAAAUGGUUGUUGAUACUUGCUGUACAAAAUAAGUGUUCCCAUUAAUAGUCACUGAUUGGAAAUUAUUCCGUUGCUCUUUGUCAGGCUGUUGAGGACUUUUUCUUUUUACUCUGGCUUAUUUUAAAAAUAUUUUUAUCUACUUUAAGCAAGAAACAGUGCACUGAUCUGGUAGUUAAAAUCUUUUAAAAGCUAAAAUAAUGUAGUGCAGCUUAAAAAAUAUCUAUGGCUUUGUCUUUGUUUUUCCCUUGCACCUAGUCUCAUUGGAAAUAACUAGUAUUCUGCAUCAUUUUCAGGUCAGAAUAUGGGUUUGUGACUUGCAAAAUGACAAAGUUACAAAGUUCGACCUGCUUAUUAAAUCAUUUCUCUAUUAGUUCUUUGUAAAUCAUUUAGUAAAUUAGAGCUACAGGUUAAGACUAGAAAGUCUGAGUUAUGUUUUAGGUUUACAUGAUCGUCUGAGUGGCCAUAACCUUUUCUUUUAUCAUGUCUCACUAAUAACCCCAGCUAUUGCCUGUUGUGUUCAGCUGAGAUGCAGUUAAUUAAGCAAAAAAGGAAAAAGGUGAAGCCUUUUCAUAAAUUUUGUGAACUUGCCAAAAGGGGAAGGGAAGAAUCUUUGUAUUACUUUAUUCAAAGAACAUAAAUGACGGAAUUUAACGUAAAUGAAAUUUAUUGCUCUGCUUGCAUUUAUGAAACAAGUUUUUUGAACUUUAAUUCUUAAAUUUAUGGUUGAAAUUGCUGAUAGUUUAUUUUGUUAUUCAAGAGCCAUUGUUAAGUGGAGGAAAGUAGUCGUUAAUAAGCAUGUAAAAUUGUUCUUGACUAGUUAUCAGGGACAAAAUUUAUAGUUCAUAAGUCAUGACACAGUAUUCCCUCUUUUUCUGAAUGUUUACAUUGAGAUUCAUCACUGCAGAUUACAGAAAGUUAAGUGUAUACUACAAACUCUAAAGAUAAAAAUAUUUUCUAUUUUGCCAGAUAAUGCUUUUUUAUGUGUUUUUACAUUUUUUUUAAAGAAGAUGAAUGGUUUAUCCAGAGUUUUAUUAAUGAACGUUUCUUUUCUUCCCUUAAAAAAUAGAUGUUUAUUUUUAUUGAUGUGUGUAUAAUGAGAUGGGUACCUACUGUGAUGCAUCAGGCAUUUUACUUUCAUUAUUAUUAAUCUCUAAUAGCCAAGCUCCCAUUUAACUGAGUAUAAGAGAGAAUAAAUGAUUUCUCUAAGGUCACCAAACUAGUUUUUCCACUUUACCUUCAUGAUUUAAUGAACACGUAUUAGCUGUGUUUUAGUGAGAAUGAAUUGCUAUCCAUAAUUUUCGCUGUUGAUGUGAACAUUAAACCUGGAACUAUGCUGAAAUCAGAAAAUGAGCUUGAAUACCUGUAAGACCUCAGCACACUUCAGUAUUUGAACCUGGCUUUUAGUCAGAAUUACCAGCAGGAGCGUUAAUCAAGGAAGAAGACCUUGCUUUAGGGUAAUUGUUUAUGAUCUCUGGUAAAGUAAGUCACAUCUGAUGAACACAGGAGAUACACAAACCUGAGACCAUCUCUAAAAUAAUGAGACUAGAACCUAUCUAUCGACAUGAACCUGGGCUCCUUCAACAUGUUUAUUCUAGGAGACUGCACGUUCUUUGGAAAUUGGAAACCUGGAAUUGUCUGUGAAACAUUUUCUUAAAUAGCUUCUGUGGUACCAAAUCAUGAGGUGGUUUUUGAGAAUUGAUAUGAUUGUCAGAAGUAGCCAGAUCCGGAGAGGUAAUACCGUUUUUUUCUUCCAACAUGUAUUUGUGAACUGAGAGUGAGAUAAAGAGAUUGGUUUUCCUCUGUGAUCUGAGAAUAGUGUGGUAGAAGCACUGCAGCUUGAUCUCUUGCAGUAGCUCUCUAAGUAAUAUUACUGCUUCCACACUUGGGUGGCUUUCUGCCCAGCUCCAGGGGGUCAUAUGUAUUGUGCUGUAAGGAGUGCCAUGAAGCCUGGAGGUGAGGAAAGAAGUGUUUCUGCCCACUAGGGCCAUUCUCCCCAGUGUAGCCAAAACAAUCUCUUAAAAGUAGAAAUCAUCUGGAUGAUAAGCAUACAGAAAUUCUUUGUGCUAAUCUUACAACUUUUUUGUAACUUUGAAAUUAUUUCAAAAAGUUUUAAAAUCGUAUAAAUCAGAUCAAACUACCACUACGUCCCUGAUUUAAAAACAAAACAAAACAAUACUCCGUUUGGCUCUCAUUGCACUUAGGAAAAAGUCCUUGUUCAUUACCAUGUUCUGCAAGGCCCAUAUGAUCUGGUUAUCUCUUAAUUUGUACCACUCUCUCUCACAUAUAUCCCAGCCUCAGAUACUUGGCACUAGCCAUAUUCUCUGUCUAGGACAUUCUCUCCCAUGGCUGAAUCCUCAUCCUUCAGGUUCUCAGCUCAGAUGAUGUCUUUUAGAGAACUCACACCAUCUGUGGUGGAUUUAUAUGGUGCAGGUUAGUCAACCUGGAGAUGUGUUCCCCAGAAUUCUCUCCAUGUAUAAUUUGAGGACAAUGUGGGCCAUAAGAAAGGUUUGAUACAAGAUAAAGAAAGCAGAAGUAAAGCAGCAGCCAGAUCUGAAUUCUCUUUUUAAGUGGAAGGACCAAACAAGGCACAAGGCACUGUUGCAGCUUAUCCACAUUAUUGUUUAUCUGUUGGCUCAUCUUGGCCUGUGGGACAACCGUCAGGCCCACAGCAACACCAGCUCCUGUUGGAAUGCCUCCUCCAGCUUCUCUGGCUCCUGAGUCAGGGGUGCAUUUUACUCUGACAAAGGGUGCCAGCUUCUGCUGGACAACCCCCUCAUUCAUACUGGAGGGUUGGAGGCAGUAAGAGACCUAUAUGGCUUCCAGUCCGUCCUCACAAGUUCCACUCUGUUCCCACAGGUUCUCAUCUUAGCAGGUUCCUUGCUUCCCCCAUUUCCCAUGUCUUCCCUUUCCAGCUGACAAACACAAAAGAAACAGCCUCCCGUAAUUCCUGUAAGUCCCUUAUUUUGAAUAUUAAGAUGUGUGUAUGUGUUUGAUUCUAGUGGUUCUUUUCCGGUCAGACCCUGAUUGACAUACCAUCCUAUCUAAUGCUAUUCCCCAAUCCUAGUUCUAUCAUAUUAUCCCCUUUCUUCUUGGUUGUACUUAGCUGGUUUAUCUUUGUCAUCUCUCUAGAAUGUAAAUUUUAAG
Molecule: messenger RNA, 6036 nt
Organism: Sapajus apella (tufted capuchin)
Lineage: Eukaryota; Metazoa; Chordata; Mammalia; Primates; Cebidae
Gene: GPR180
Product: G protein-coupled receptor 180
Exons: 9
Coding region: 440-1762 (440 amino acids)
Biological process (GO): G protein-coupled receptor signaling pathway; response to pheromone
Source: RefSeq, a predicted model, not a curated record